GCAAAAUUGAAAGCAAAAUCCCGAGCAAAAACGCAAACAAUGACCAAUUGAGAGUAAGGGGAUAAAAUGAGGAGUUUUGAGAGCACACAUAUAGUGCUCGCAAAUUUGUGAGCAAACCGUGCUCGCGAUCGUGACAAACGGUGCAGACAAAUGCAUGUGCUCGCAAGUUAGCUAGCAAAGUACCUCUGUUCGCAAAUUUCCGAGCAAAAAUAGGUGCUAGUUAAAUACUACUUAAUAACCUAAUUCUUCUCAUUUCCUCCAUUCCCACACGCCCACCCUUACAGCCGUAGUUAUAGCCCUUGCACUCCCUCUCCCUCUCUAUCUCUAAUUAACCAUCAGUUCUCCCCUCUCCCUUCCUCUACACAACUUCAAUGUCGCAGCCCUAGCUUUGCCGUCGCAUUUCAGCCGCAUGUCGCCGCAGUUCCGCCGCUGUCAUUAACGAUCACUCAAGCUGAGCGUAAAUCUGAUGAUGAUCGCCGGAGAAGCUCUGGAAUCAAACAUCACGAUGAUCGGACCGCUCGUUCUCCAAGCAAUUGCUCAUUGCAUAUCCCCUAAUCGAAUAUAUCGAAGGCGUGCAUCCGCGAUUUCACAUCAUCGCGGCUCCUUCUGCCGCUCUCAUCGGAGAUUCUCGGUAGCAAUCCACUCGAUUCCCCUCUGCUUGGCUUCGCCGAGAAAUUGAUAAAAUUUUUAUGGAAUUUCGUUUUCUGGAAUGAUUCGUCGAAUUUACUAUCACGAAAAUGGGGAAAAAUCAAGCCUACAAAGCGAUGCAAAGAUCUCGGUUUGGCUCGAGCUCCGCCGCGCCGGAUGAGGUCGAAGAUAGCAUGGUGAGACAUGUCUACAUAUUCAAUAUCUCCUCAAAUUGUGGUGUUAAAGAAGGCAGUUGGGCAGAGAUUUGCUGUAAUCCAAAUCGACUGUCAACAGUCAAUAAUUUCUUACCUUUUAGUAAUUUUGGCUAAAGAACUUUGGAGUUAUGGGAUCAGAUGCAGAAGGGUUACAAAAGAACAUGUUUGGUGUGGGAUUAUGUUAGGAUGCAAGAGCUCUGCUGAUCCACAAGGAUUUCGCUAUGUGAAGAUUUCAGUAAGAUCUUCAAGUACUAAUUGCGCGAGCAGUUGGAGAAGCAAACUGAGGUGUUGCGUGCGGAGUUGGAGAGGAAAAAUGCAAUAGCACGUGCUGAAUUAGAGAGCAAAAUGCAAGUUGCGCCCAGAUUUAGAGAAAAAAAAUAGGAGGUUGGAACUGUUGAUGAACGAACCACAGUGAAUAGGUUGACGAAAUGAUAAGUCAAAAAUAGCUCAAGUCUUUAUAAACUAAAAGUGUAUAACAAUAUUAUUAAUUUUAUAUAAUUUUUUAGUUUUAUUA
Salvia hispanica is the source of this 1356-nucleotide messenger RNA. The record is from RefSeq and is a predicted model, not a curated record. NCBI's taxonomy places the organism in Eukaryota, Viridiplantae, Streptophyta, Magnoliopsida, Lamiales, Lamiaceae.